AUCGCCGUUACCAUCACAAUCCAAUAGACCGCCAAAGGAGCAACACGUACAAGUGACUGUGACAAGUGACAUACGAUAACAUUAGUGCUAUCAUCGUAUAAACAUACAUACACAGUGAUAUAUUUAGUGAAAGAGAAAUUUGUGAAAACAGUUAAAAUGGCAAAAAUAUUUUUGGUUGUUGUUUUGUUUGUGUUUGCCGAGGCUGUGCACAAACACCACCCCAAGUUCCCAAAGGAUUUAAUAGAGAAAGUGGCAUGCACGAGUGAAAAUGAGAGGAUAAGGAAUGAGAUCAUAGAAAAGUCAAAGUGCAGGGACCCAAAAGAAGUCUUCGUUUAUUUAAAACCUCCAUCAGCACAUGAACAGGUGAUCCCCAGCGCAGUUUGGGUCAAGAGGUGCGUCGGCAUCUGCGACUAUGAAGCUGAGGGCUCCUCGUGCGUCUCAACCGACACGGUUAUGAAGACCAUAUCAAUACGAAUAUACAACGUAAAGACAAAGAAGGAGACGUGCUCGACGUACCAAAUAGAAGAGCACAGAAGUUGCGGCUGCUGCAACCUCACGCCGGAAGAAUGUGGGGACUCGAGGAUAUACAAUCCUCGUAAGUGCACGUGUCAAUGUCCGAACACAGAGGAGCGGAGGAACUGUCUCCGAAAGCGGAACUUGAAUAUGCGGUGGAAUCGAUCUAAAUGCACCUGCGAAGAGAGAAGAAGAAGGGUACAGUGAUAUGAAAUAGGUUUGUGAACAUCUCACAAGCACGAACGUGGAAGAUGCGUUCAGAAGAAUUACGUGGCUUAGAUGCCACGACAAUAUGUGGAGAAAAGAACGGAAAUAUUAUAAGCUCAUGAAGUGACUGUGAGAUAACGUUGUAAAACUUAUAGACUAAAAAUGGACUAAUGUGGUAUUAGAAAAUGGACUGAUGCACGUCCACGCAUCCGACUGACUUAAGUGUCUUAUAUAGUUAAUGUAUUAAUGAAAUUUAAGCAGUAUUAUUAUGUAAGUUAUUUAUUUUGUUGCUAGGGUGAUAUGGGGCCAAAUGUGCUGUGAGUUAUUAGCUCGCUACUUUGUUCCAUGACUUCUUGAUUUUCCUAUCGACUGUAAUUUUGUUUUAUUGAUGAUAUAAUGAUAUGCUAUUUUUGAUUUAUACUUUUUUUAUUUGUAUGUUGUAAACUUAAGACAAGGUUUCUUUCGAAUUUUGUAAGUGUAUAUAUAGUAGUUAUGCCUUGUAACGGCGAGUUCGCCACAAGAGUUUGGGACCAUUAAUAUGUGGUGUUUGGAUCGAGGUAAUACAGUUCCGAAACACCAACCUCUGCUUCACAGACGCAGUCCUUGGAUAAGUCUUAUUGUUAGGAGCACUGUACUUAAUUCUCAAUAAUCAAGUAUAAUUUUAUAUUCUCAGUUUUUGCUGUCUUUAUUAGUUCUAAUUAAUGUUAAUUCACAUUUUAAUUUAUUGUUGUGUUCUGCGACAUCACUGUUCAGUAUUGUACAUAAUACCAUAUAGUAUACGAGCGUAAAACUUUUACGCAAUUCCUAAAUUGUGAUAUAGAUAGUUAAUUUUUCAAUAAUAAGUUAAUUAGUAAGUAGUCUAAUGUGUUUUAUAUAGACAAAUAUUACGUGUGAACGUGACGAUUUAUGAGUUAGCUCUCUUGUCUACUUAGUUUGUAAUGGCCCUUUCCAAUUUGGUCACGGUUGAUGAAUUUUUUUUUUUUUUGUAUGUUAUUAAUAAGUAUUACACACUAUCUUUGAUAGAAUUGUCGUUUCUUCCGUAUACGUAGGUUCUUUACCAAGUGCGAGCUAUCGAAUAUUGAUUGUUUGACGUAUAUAUUAUAGUAAAACGGAAGGCGACAGUGUUCCUAUCAUUGGAGUUAUGUUUAUCGCGUUUUGAGUGCGAUUAAAUUUAGUUUCUACAUCUAUGGGGCCUAGUCUACGAUAGUGCCAAAGAAUCUCAUAGAUUAUCAUAAUUUAUUUUUAAAUUAAUUUAUUUUCUUUUUAAUAGCUUAAAAAGCUUUAAGUGAUCGAAUCACGUGGUUUGAUUUAAAAUUUUGUACUUAUCAUUUUAUAAGCUCAAUAAAAUUUCAAUUGAUUUUUUAAA
This is a messenger RNA of Galleria mellonella (greater wax moth), 2086 nucleotides long. RefSeq lists its product as uncharacterized. The coding region runs from base 157 to 720 and encodes 187 amino acids. NCBI's taxonomy places the organism in Eukaryota, Metazoa, Arthropoda, Insecta, Lepidoptera, Pyralidae. Gene Ontology annotation, cellular component: membrane. The record is from RefSeq and is a predicted model, not a curated record. The transcript has 5 exons. Gene Ontology annotation, molecular function: growth factor activity.